CAAGCAUCAUGUCGACAACCCGCUUGCCCAACGUCCCUGCGCUUCGGAAACAGCAGCUUCUCCUAGAAUUCGCAAGCUUGCAACAUGCCGCUCCUCCGGGAACUUACAUGAGCCUCAGCCCGGGCGAUCCAACGCUUUGGUUGGGAGUCAUCUUUGUUCGCUCUGGCCCCUAUGCCUCCGCCGUCCUCCGCUUCCAGAUCCGUUUCCCCACGUCCUAUCCCGAUAUGCCUCCUCUAGUGAACUUCGCCACUGACGUCUUCCAUCCCUUAAUCGUCCCCCUCACCACAUACACAUUCAGCACCGGUGCCUCAAGCGAGGAUCCAGUCAGCGCAACAGACGAAGAGCGGCUACCCCCUGGCGGGUUCAGUCUGCGGCACGGGUUCCCGCACUGGUUCGGCCGCGCAAAGCGAGCUGGAUUACAAUCCGCCACUCCGCCUAGAGAGACCGCCAGUGUGCGUAAUUCGACUGCUACCAGCGAUGGGGUAUCCAACACCCUAUGCAGGGAAAGCAUGUCCGGGGAUAACGGCCCCGCCGCUGAACCAACGGAGCCUCAGUCGAAAGAAGAGGACGAAAAUGAGAAUGAGGACGAAGGCGAGGCCGUCGCCCCGUCGUCGGUAGAGAAACCGGUCGAGCCUAGGAAGACCGUCCCUGUAUCAGAGCUGCUGGAUUACAUUCGGUCUACGUUCGAUAAUGAGACGGUUCUCGAUUCUUUACCGCUGGAAGCAGCUGGAAACCCGAGUGCGUGGCAUGCGUGGAAGGCUCAUCGGAAGGGAAGCACUGCUUCUGCAUCGAAGAAGGGGAGCCCGCAGGCGAGGUCCCCUGGAGACUGGCAUUGGGAUGGGAUCUGGGCCAGACGGGUGCAGAACGAGAUUGAGGCUAGUAGUUCGGAUGCGAUGUUGUAUGGAAAUGCGACGCGGGGAGGAGUCGAAGAGAUGAUCCGAUUCAGCCGCCUCGACGAAUCCACCCUGGCAUCAGUCAAAGAGAUGAUGAUUCCACGCACAGAGGCAGUGCGCGAGUAAUUCAAUAUACCCUUAAUAGAAUCGAUCGUGGCUCAGUUGACCUGACCUGAUAUCAUACAUAAUCAAAAAAGUCAUUAAUCAAGGCUGUCAUAAUGACCCUUCCAU
Molecule: messenger RNA, 1124 nt
Organism: Aspergillus piperis CBS 112811
Lineage: Eukaryota; Fungi; Ascomycota; Eurotiomycetes; Eurotiales; Aspergillaceae
Product: putative ubiquitin-conjugating enzyme
Exons: 4
Coding region: 9-1019 (336 amino acids)
Source: RefSeq, a predicted model, not a curated record